AUGGCCACCACAGAAGAGGAAUCAUUUAUGGUGGCAGCUCAUGUUGUUGAGCUAGUUUUAUUUGUCAUAUCUUGUUAUUUGAUUAUAUUGUUCUUGAGAGCUUUAUGCGAAGUCCAUUUGUUCAUGUACAAUCAAAAGUGCUACAUUAUCAACAUUUUUGUGGCGUGUUUGAUUGGGAUUGUCACAAAGUAAGAAAUGCUUUAGCUCUAAAGUCUUUCUCUUACCCUGAGCCCAAGCCUAUGCCUUAGCACAUGUGUGAGCUUGCUCUAGCCCUCUAGUUUAAGCUCUAGCUUAAUUACAAGCCCAAGCCUUACUCUAAGCUUAGCCUUAUCCCUAGUCCUAGCCUAGACCUAAAUCCUGGCCUUCGUUUGAGCUCCAGUCUACGUUGUGGCAUAAGCCUUAACCUGUGCGGUAGCCUGAUCCACAGCCGUUUGUCUCGACGUUACAUUAAAUUCUAAUCUAGGGGUUAGCCUAAGUCCUAGCCUUACUUUAAAUUCUAGCCUAAGUCGGCCUUUACUAGCUUGAACGUUACUGUUAGGUAUAACUCUAGCCCUUGUUCUAUUUCUCUUUACCCACGCCAUUUUCAGAUGUUUUCUCCGGUUAAAAAAUGCUGUAGACAUCUUCCCAGCCUUACUGGUUGAUAAUGUUCAAGGCGUUCAUGAUUUGUGCGUCAGUGUUCAUUUAAACAUGAUCUUUCAACUUAUGUCAUUCGCUGAUUGUUUUUACAGUACUACUCAAACCAAAGAUAUUAAUAAGAAAGCAAGUUGGAUUAUUUGCGGUCUUCUAGUAAGUUGUUACCUAAAAUUUUAGUUUAAGCUACGUAUGGUACUUUAUUUGCCCCAUAGUUGCUUUAAGCGUCCUAAGUUACAUUAAACUAGAAAUUCAUAUAUCUAUACAGUCACAUAUAAAAAUUUUGGAAAGCUACUACAAGAUAUCAAUAUACUAUAACAUAUUUUAGUGGAUUCUAUCGUACGGUUGGCCAAAACUAGUAGUAUAUAAUGUUAUGACAGCCAAAACUUCACUUACAAUUCAAUUUUUGUUAAAUUUUGUAUCAUGGCUUACUGUACUAGCAUUAAUAUUGAUGGGUCGAUACAAGUAUCGACUUCAUGCUGUCGGCAAUGUUCAGCAAACUUAUAGGGUAGGUUUUUUUACUUUGUAACGUAAAGUUGGCUAAAAAGUUUAAAAUUCCAAAAUAAAAAAUAGUUUAAAAUGGUAAUGUUUAGGUAUCAGUGAUGUUAAGAACCAUGAAUGUCCUAAAAGUCUUGGCCAUUUCAAGUGCUUUAAGGAACUUUGUACUAGCCGGGGUACUACUGUUGAAGACAUGGUAAGUAAUAUAGCCUUACUCAAGCCCUAAACCAAAACCCUAGCUCUAUCUCUAUUCUUGGCUAUAGCCCUAGUCUUAGCCCUAGCUUAGAGCCCGGACAAUUUUUUUGCUUUGCUAACUUUACCUUUUAUUAUCCUCAUCCUAGCCUUAUAGUUAGUUCUAGCCCACCCAUUCGUAAUACUUUUUAUUUUUAGUGGAGUAGAUCUUUACCACUUUGGAGACAUAACCUAUACCUACACAGUGGCCCUCUACCUUCUGCUUUGUCCAAUAUUUAUGGUCAAAGUUCAUGAAGAGUUGAACAAAAAAGUUUUCACAAAACGAGAAUCAAAUUCAUUAUUCCAAACAUCAACUAAUGAUGGCGCUUUUGUUGUACGAAAUGUUAUGGGUACGGCUUUAAGUGUGCCAAAUGAAAGGGAUCAUCAUUUUCAAGCAAUGACCAGCAGUUGGAAUACUGUGAAAAGUUCGGUGUUCAAGGAGAAACCUGUUCAUACAAUUAAGGUUAUUGAUUUGUAG
Bursaphelenchus okinawaensis is the source of this 1837-nucleotide messenger RNA. NCBI's taxonomy places the organism in Eukaryota, Metazoa, Nematoda, Chromadorea, Rhabditida, Aphelenchoididae. The record is from the annotation of a GenBank genome assembly.